UGUUUUGUAUGCUUUACCUUAUUUUAUUCCGCAUACGCCGCGUGCUCACAACGGUUGUGUCUACAAUAAAUUUCAACGCAACUGCUCUGCUGUUUCAAUUUAGCAAACAUGUCGCUACUAACGGGCAGCGCUAAUGCUGUAAAGUACACACUAUUUGGAUUUAAUCUUAUAUUUUUGAUCACUGGCAUUAUACUCAUAGCAGUUGGUGCUGGCGUUGGCGCCGUCUAUACCGGCUAUGAAAUCUUUUUGGCCAGCAAGUUCAUGUCCAUACCCACAUUCCUGAUUGUGAUUGGCGCCUUCAUUGUGGUCAUCACUUUCUUUGGCUGCUGGGGUGCACUGAAGGAGAACUACUGCCUCAUUCUGAGCUUCUCGGUGAUGCUCUUCAUUAUCUUUAUACUGGAGCUGUCGGCUGGCAUUAGCGGCUAUGUGCUGCGCAACGAUGCGUACAAUCUGAUUGAAAAGUCAUUGAAUCAAUCUAUGUACAACUAUAACAGCAAGACGCCAAAUCCAACCACUCAGCUGUGGGAUGAGGUGCAACGCGACUUCAACUGCUGCGGCAACACCAACUAUACGGAUUGGAAAGUGGUGUUUAAUAAUUUCGAUUUGCCGCUGUCCUGCUGCAAAAUUCCAUACGGCACUGUGGGCACCUUUAGCUGCUCCGCCAGCAUGUACAGCUUGGAUCGCAAUGAGAACGUGGGCUGCCUGCUCGGCUUCUCCGAUUAUAUAGCCACGCAUGCUGUCAGCCUGGGAGCCGCUGGCGUGGUCAUCGCUGUGCUACAGUUCUUUGGCGUCAUCUUUGCUUGCUACAUAGCGCGUGAGAUUAAAAUACGCAACGGCAUUACGGGCUUUAUUUGCAGUCGCAACGAAAUCUACGAAAUGGCGCAACGGGAAUUAGAAUUAAAUUCCGGCAUGCGUUGUGCUAAAUAUAUGCUCAUCACCGUGAGCUUUAUGUUUGCACUAACGGCUAUUCUACUGAUCAUGGUCGGCACUACCAUUCAGGCCAUCUUUGGUGACUUUAGUCUCUUCAUUGAUGGCAACUUUUCAUCACCGCCCGCUUUGCUCAUCGCCACUGGCUUUAUACUCAUCGCUGUGGCCACGUUGGGCGCCUAUGGUGCCAUCAAGGAGAGCGUCAUGCUGAUCAAUCUGUAUGGCGUCUGCUUGUUCCUGGUCUUUAUCUUGGAAGUAUCUGCUGCAAUUGCUGCAUUUGUUAUGCAGUCUCAGGUGCAGGGCAUGCUGAUGCGCACCAUGAAGGAGGCGCUCAACGAUUACGAGUCGGACAACAAUGUGGCAUCUGGCGUGGACUUUAUGCAAUCGGGUCUGAGCUGCUGCGGCGUUCUUAGCCCGGAUGACUGGAAGGACAGCUACUCGCCAAACAAGAACAUUAGCCACAUUGAUAGCGACGAUGUGGUGGUGCCACUCAGCUGCUGCGGCAAUCUGGCCGAAGAUCCCAACGAACAAAACGAACUGACUUGCCUGGAGCCCUACGAAUAUGGCUGCUUCCGCAAGAUGAGCUACAUUCUAUCGCAGAGUGCAAUGCUGAUUGCCACGGGCGCCACCACUGUGGCCUUUGUGCAGCUGCUGGGCGUGCUCUGCGCCUUCAUGCUGGCCAAGACGUUGCGACGCAACAAGUCCAUACGCGAGGCGCGUCGCUGGCAGCUGCAGCAAAGUCUGGGCGUGCUCAUCUCGGGCGGCAAGGUGGGCCUGCCCGCCAACUCGGCCAUGAGCGGCUAUCAGCAGCUGGAGAACAGCGGCGAGCUGGGCAGCACCGAGCCCUACACAUACACUCCACAGAGUCCCAGCGUCAAUUAAGAGUCGACGCACACAAAUAAAAAAUACAAUUAAUAAGCUUAAACAAAUGUAUGUAAAUUGUUAAACACUAAAGCCAAAGCAAAUAAAACUAAAGGACUUGGUCCUAGCACUGCUGGCGUA
Molecule: messenger RNA, 1929 nt
Organism: Drosophila busckii
Lineage: Eukaryota; Metazoa; Arthropoda; Insecta; Diptera; Drosophilidae
Gene: Tsp29Fb
Product: Tsp29Fa
Exons: 8
Coding region: 109-1809 (566 amino acids)
Cellular component (GO): membrane
Source: RefSeq, a predicted model, not a curated record